AUGGUGUGGAUUUGUGAGUCCAUAACAUGUUCAGAGAAGCCCUGGGUCUUGUUUAUAGUUCCUCUAUGUGAAGGUAUGGCCUCACAAGUCUUGGUUUACCCACCAAACAUAUAUCAGACCCAGACAAGUGCCUUUAGUGUGAAGAAACUCAAAGUCGAGCCCAGCAGCUGUGUGUACCAUGAGAGGGCUCACCCACAGACUUAUCUGAACAGCAGAACCCUUCCUAUUGUAAACCUGACAAAACAAGCCCAGCUGUUUGUGAACCGAGACCUUUCGUUUGCCGUAAAAGUGCGUGGUGGACAAAAAUACCUUGUACAGACGGUAGUGGUCCAGGGUGUGCCCAGAGACCCUCCCAUCAAACGAGGUGGAGAAGUAAGCCACUCGGAGGGCAAGGAGAAACAGAAGCAGACGGACGCUGCAAGUGGUGGGGGCCGCAGUGGAGCGGUGGGGGAAGCGGGGUGGGGACGGGGUGAAGGUGGUGGUCCGGAGGAGGUGGAGGAGGACUCGGCAGGUUUAAACGGCUCUCAUCGAUGUGGGCUCAAGCGUAAAAGUGGAGAACUGGAAACCCAGGGGAGCACCAUGCAGAUUGUGGAGGAAUUGUCAUUGUUGCCUGCCAUGUUGCAAUCGUCGAAUGUAGGGACUGCAGGUGCGGGGGCCACAGGUGGGCCCAAACCGGGUGCUACAGGAGGAGGAGGAUGUGUGGAUGGGGACUAUCAAGUUGUACAACAUGAAGUCAUAUGUUCCAUGAAGAAUACAUAUGAAGUGCUGGAUUUUCUGGGCCGUGGCACUUUUGGUCAGGUUGUGAAGUGCUGGAAACGGGGCACAGGGGAUGUAGUGGCAGUUAAGAUCCUGAAGAACCACCCAUCGUAUGCACGACAGGGCCAGAUUGAGGUGGGCAUCUUGGCUCGUCUUAGUGGGGAGAAUGCGGAUGAGCACAACUUGGUGCGGGCCUUUGAAUGCUUCCAGCACCGCAGUCACACAUGUCUGGUGUUUGAGAUGCUCGAGCAGAAUCUCUAUGACUUUCUGAAGCAGAACAAGUUCAGCCCGCUGCCUCUGAAGGUGAUCCGGCCCAUACUACAACAGGUAGCCACUGCUUUGAAGAAGCUGAAGAGCAUGGGUCUGAUUCAUGCAGAUCUCAAGCCUGAAAACAUCAUGCUGGUGGACCCAGUCAGACAGCCCUACAGGGUGAAGGUCAUAGACUUUGGCUCAGCCAGUCAUGUGUCCAAAGCAGUCUGCUCCACGUACCUCCAGUCUCGCUACUACAGGGCUCCAGAGGUGAUUUUGGGAUUACCCUUUUGUGAAGCCAUAGACAUGUGGUCACUGGGCUGUGUCAUAGCUGAGCUGUUUUUGGGCUGGCCCCUGUAUCCUGGUGCUCUGGAGUACGAUCAGAUUCGCUACAUCUCCCAGACUCAAGGGUUACCCGGGGAGCAUUUACUGAACACAGGGACAAAGACUGCACGGUUCUUUUGCAAGGAGUCAGACUCCCCUUAUGCAGCCUGGAGAUUGAAGUCUACAGAUGACCAUGAGUCGGAGACCGGGAUGAAAUCUAAAGAAGCCAGGAAGUACAUAUUCAGCUGUUUAGAUGACAUAGUGCAUGUGAACUUGGUGAUGAAUCUGGAAGGUUGUGAUUUACUGGCAGAGAAAGCUGAUCGUCUGGAGUUUGUAAACUUAUUGAAAAAGAUGCUGUUGAUUGAUGCUGAGGAAAGGAUAGUCCCUGCUGAAGCGCUGAACCACCCUUUUGUGACAAUGCAACACCUGCUUGACUUUCCCCACAGCAACCAUGUAAAAUCAUGUUUUCAUAUCAUGGAUAUCUGCUGGGCUCGUCCUGGAGCAUACGAUUUGAACAGAAACAAAGGUCCUUUCUUGAGACCUAAGCUGAGCAGUCUGCAUGCCCAAGGUUUGGCUCCAUCCGCUGCGUCAGUUAUUCAUCCUGCGAUUUCCCUCCAAACAGGGAAUUCACAGUUUGGGUGCAAUGACUCCUUUCAGCAGGCUCUCAUCCUCUGUCCACCUACAAUUCAAGCUAAACCAACAGGUUAUCCUGUUCGAAUGGAAGCUUCUGUGCCUCUCGUCACUCAAGCUCCUCCUAUACAGCCGCUGCAAAUCAGACCUGGAGUCAUUACACAGGCUUGGUCCAGCCGUGGGCAGCAGCUCUUGAUGCCCACGUGGCAGCAGGUGACAUCAGUACCUCCCCCCCCUGGCUCUUUAGCCUCGGACACUGUGGCCGGCUCACAAAGACUGGGAGACUGGGGAAAAGUGCAUCCCCAUGGCAACCACUACAGCUCUAUGAUUGCCCACUCUCAGCCAUUCUUAACCAACCAAAUGACAAUGCCCACCCACCAGCCAAUCAACAUUGGUAUCGCACACGUGGUGUGGCCACAGCCUGCUGCCAACAAAAGAGCAAAGCCCUCUGGUCACAGGGGCAGCAACAUUUCCCAAAACACAAACAUCCAAAAUAUUGAAUGCCAAUCCCCAAAGAUGGCCGAUACAGCAAAGAAUGUCCAAGAAGUGGAGGAGGAGCAGUCCAGAUGUGUGGUUAAAGGCCAAACUGUGGGAGAGCGCCACGGCAGAGCGCAAGCAGAGGAGCGCGGAGGCAACUGCUGUAGACUGGAGCCUCACUGUCCAGAGCGCUCGAGGUCCCAAGAGCAGAGGGCGGCUGUCGUCAUGUCCGACCUGACCAGCCCAACGGUCAGCAUCAUCAGCAUCAGCAGCGAUGAGGAGGACACCUCGCAAAGGCACUCAGUUGGAGAAUGUGAAGGUACCACAGAUUGUGAGGCCUGUCAAAGUACGGUGGAUAUGGAGAGGGUGUGCUCACUCAGUAGUCCAGACAGCACACUCAGCACCAGUUCGUCAAGCCACUCCAGUGUCUCGCCCUGCAAACAUUCAAACAGCAUGUCAGAAGAUGAACAAGAGAGUGGAUGUGACCCAGUGGACCGCACACUCACGUCUGUUACUGGUCACGAAAACGACCCCUUUCCUGAACAGACCUUCAUAGCUGAGGCCAACCAAAACUGUGAGCCACGUGUUGCCUGUGUUGCCCCAGAAACGGAACCCAGUAAGCCUCAAAUUCGUACUGUUGCUGUGCCACCAAUGAGAAUGCAGAACAGCAGCACUUCUUCGAACACAGAGUCAUCGUCCCGGUUCAAAGGGCGAGGCAUUCCAGGGCGGCAUCACCACCAAUCCACGCCUCGUCUCAACCGGCCGCAGAAAAUAACCCCCUCAUUCCAGACCCAGCAGCAGCAGCCCAUUGGUUUUGGACAGGUUCAGCAUUUUGGCUCGUGUCAAGAAUGGAAUGGCAACUUUACACACCGCAGACCGCAGGCCUUCAUACCUCCCACUAUACAUGGACAUACUUUCACCCUCUCCCACAGCAGCCCCAGCCACGCCUCUGCUCCACAUCCACACAUUGGUGGUCACCCUCACUCUCAGCCCACCCUCCUGCCCUACCCUCCUUCUGCCCCUCUGGUCACAGCUGCACCAGUCGCCCACUUACUGGCUUCUGCUGGGGCUUCACGACCAGUGCUCCAGUCCACAUUCGGCCUCUCCCACCCUGCAGGCAUCGUCCAUCAGGUUACAGUGGGACUCAACCCACGGCUGCUGCCCUCGCCCACCUUGCACGCCCCAGGGCAGUUCAAGCCACUCUUUCCCCCGCACUCCUACAUCGCCUCGCCUGCUUACGCCAGCUUCCCCCUCAGCCCCACCAAAAUAAACCAGUACCCCUAUAUCUAA
Knipowitschia caucasica is the source of this 3726-nucleotide messenger RNA. NCBI's taxonomy places the organism in Eukaryota, Metazoa, Chordata, Actinopteri, Gobiiformes, Gobiidae. The record is from the annotation of a GenBank genome assembly.